CAAUAGUUCCUUCUCUCAAUGGAUACCUUAGAUCAAAAUGAAGCUAAGUCAAAAAUAAAAUUUAAUUAAAAUUUUUAAUGGCUAGUUCGACACCUUAUAAAUAACCUGCCUCGAUAAGUCAAUAAAUUUUUCCUGCUUUUGCGGCUAUCACCCUGUAUAACAUCGAGCACCACGCAUCGACGGAGAAACAAGAUUUUAACGGAGUUGUAUAGUCGCUAGAAGAACGGUAUUCGGAUAAGAGUGAAAUUCGUGAUAUUUGGGUCAAAACGAGUUCUUCGUCUAAAUAAGCGCCGGUACUCAGCUGUUUAGUAAAAGAAACUCGUAUUUCGAUUUUUCUUAACGAGAAGGCAAACAAAGUUUUAUUUAUGUGAGUUUAUGGUGCUUAAUAACAUAGAGAAGAAAGCAAACAAUCACAAAUUACUUUCAGAAGUACUCGGAGUGAAAAUGUUGAUGACACUUAUAUUAGUCUUCGUCUUUGGUGGAAUCUAUGCGUACUUUAGUCGUUCGUACCGCUACUGGCAAAAACGGGGAGUCCCUCAGUUGGAACCGUGUUUUCCAUUCGGCGACAUGGGAACCGUGAUUUUCAGGAGGCAAAACAUGGGAGACAAAAUAAAAGAAAUCUACGAUAAUUGCAGAGCAAGAGGGCACGACUACGUCGGCCUGUACUUCUUCAGUCGGAAAGCGUUUCUACCUCUGGAUCCCGGGCUUAUUAAAAACAUUUUAAGCAAGGAUUUUCAACAUUUUUUCGACAGAGGAAUAUAUUAUGACGAAGAAAAUGACCCAUUGAGCGCUCAUUUGUUUUCAUUGGCUGGCCCCAAGUGGAAAACACUAAGGGCUAAGCUGACACCUGCGUAUUCGUCUGGAAAGCUGAAAUUUAUGUUUGGCACAAUUCUUAAAUGCGGCCUGGAAAUGAAAGACGUAUUGGAAGAAUUCGCCAACAGAGACGGAGAAAUUGAAAUAAAGGAAAUUUUGGCCCGUUACAGUACAGACGUCAUAGGAUGCUGCGCGUUCGGACUAGAAUGUAACUGCUUGCGCAGCAAGGACGCCGAGUUUAGAGCUAUGGGCAAAAGGGCAUUUACGCAGACCGUUGGAGAUCUUCUCAAAAUGAUAAUUAUCAGAAGCUUUCCGGCCUUGGCUAAGGUGCUCCAUAUCGGCGUGUUCUCUGCAACGGUGACGUCAUUCUUUCAGGGAGUCGUGCGAGAAACAAUAGAAUACCGCGAGAGGAACAACGUCAUAAGAAAAGAUUUUAUGCAAUUAUUGAUCCAAUUGAAAAACAACGGAAGAAUCGACGAUGACGGCCAACGAGAAAGCCAAGGCGUAAAUUCUGGAACGGAAAAUAAGCUGACUGUCGAUGAAGCUGCCGCACAGGCCUUUAUAUUCUUUCUGGCUGGUUUCGAAACAACUUCUACGACGACUAGUUUUGCGCUGUUCGAAAUGGCACGUGACGAUCGGAUACAGAAAAAGGCGCGCAAAGAGCUAUUCAGAGUGCUGAAGGAACACGAUCAGACGUUGGAUUAUGAGGCAGUCAGUGAACUCCGAUAUUUGGAUACCAUUUUGUAUGAAACGAUGAGGAAAUAUCCACCGGCUCCGGUCUUUUUGCGAAAGUGUACAGAGAGGUACCCGAUCCCAAAGUCCGAUGGCGCUUUCAUCGAAAAGGGCCAGUCGGUGCUCAUACCUUGCUACGGUCUACACAGGGACCCCGUUUAUUUUCCGGAUCCAGAGGUUUUCGACCCUGAUCGAUUUAGUGACGAGAACAAGUCCAAAAUUUAUGAUGGAACUUACAUUCCGUUCGGUGCUGGACCUCGAAACUGUAUAGGUAUGCGUUUUGCAAUGAUACAAGCCAAGAUCGCCCUAGCCCUGACUUUGAGACAUUUUGACUUUACGCUUAGCGAGCGGACAAAAUUACCGCUAAAAAUGGAGACGAAGGGCAUCAUUCUAGCACCGAUCGGUGGCCUUUGGCUGAACUUAUCACGUAGAUUCUAGUUUAGCACUAGUGUUGUCAAAUUGAAUCAAGCGCCUCAGAAGAAGAUAAUUUUGUAUUCAAAAUAAAGGAAAAAAUAUUAAAAAUGAAAUUUAUAAUAAGUAUUAAUAUAAUAAACUAUAUUUAAUUAAAAUUAGAAAGGCAAGACAAAUAUUCACCAAUGUGUGGCACGCAAACGCAUGCAGACACCUUUCAGCAGUAUUACCUCCCAUUCUGAUCUAAUCUUUAACCUUACUUAAACUUUCUAAAUCCACCACAGGCGUAAGUGUGGGAAUGUCCCUAUAAGAUGCGAUCUCAUGGAUGGUCUGUUCUCUGUAGCGAGGGGAGAAGAUUUUUGAAACGUCAUAGCUUGAGAAUGUAUGAACGUUCUUGAAAAUUGCGUUUAUCAGAAGUUGGUUUUUAAAGUUAUAUUUAAAAUUUUCCUAUAUUGUCCCUGGUGAGAUAUGGGGUUGCAAACCGCUAUUGCUGGAGUAAUUCUAAGUAUUUUUCAAAAAAAUAUUUUCUAUUAUACAGUCAGGAUCUGGAUACUUUCAUAGGAGCAAUCCUGCAACUUCUUCGAAGAAGUAGCUUUAUUUACAAAUGGGAUACUGUAUAUUAUAGAAUUUUCCUCUUCGCUAUACUGUUUUGAUUAUUUUUAAAAAUUUUCCUGUAACUCUCUUUAGCUUCGUAGUCUUCUAGACAUUUAUCAACUCUUCAUUAAGAUAAACAGUUUUCUAUCAAUCAAUGUUUCAACUGAGUUUGGUUUUUUAACGUCCAACUUGAUUUAAACGAAAUCUUGAUUAUUGAGAGUUUUUAAGAUAUUUUGAUGUAAUAAACAUUGGCUAUGCUAUAAACAAACAUAUUUUAGCGAAAUUUUAUACAAUCCUCCAAAAUUGCUCUAUUUUAACUACAAAGUCCAUUUCAAAUCCUCCCUUUAUUCACCAUGGAGUUCAAUAUUUGUUGAUUGGACCCCGUAUAAUACCGUGUUGUCUCGUU
This is a messenger RNA of Cylas formicarius (sweet potato weevil), 2956 nucleotides long. RefSeq names its product lambda-crystallin homolog. NCBI's taxonomy places the organism in Eukaryota, Metazoa, Arthropoda, Insecta, Coleoptera, Brentidae. Gene Ontology annotation, biological process: fatty acid metabolic process. The record is from RefSeq and is a predicted model, not a curated record. The transcript is spliced from 8 exons. The coding region runs from base 376 to 1983 and encodes 535 amino acids. Gene Ontology annotation, molecular function: monooxygenase activity; heme binding; iron ion binding.